Oryctolagus cuniculus (rabbit) is the source of this 2544-nucleotide messenger RNA. RefSeq names its product TBC1 domain family member 17 (gene TBC1D17). Gene Ontology annotation, biological process: activation of GTPase activity. Gene Ontology annotation, molecular function: GTPase activator activity. Lineage: Eukaryota; Metazoa; Chordata; Mammalia; Lagomorpha; Leporidae. The record is from RefSeq and is a predicted model, not a curated record.
CCCAUGUCUAAAAGAUGGUUUCACCCACUCCUGCUCUAGAAUGCAUAAGGGCGCAACCACCGUGCGGCCGUGCGGGGGAGUCUCCCUUCCGGAUAUGACACUACGUUGACCCGGAAAAGGAGGAGGCUGGGGCAGCAGGAUCUCGACCGAGGCUAUGGAGGGAGCCGGCUACAGGGUGGUGUUCGAGAAAGGCGGCGUGUACCUGCACACCAGCGCCAAGAAGCACCAGGACCCGGACUCGCUCAUCGCGGGCGUCAUCCGUGUGGUGGAGAAGGACGGCGAUGUGCUGCUGCACUGGGCCCCCGUGGAGGAGGCCGGAGACUGCACGCAGAUCCUGUUCUCCAAGAAGGACUCCAGUGGGGGCGACUCCUGCGCCUCUGAGGAGGAGCCGACCUUUGACCCCGGCUAUGAACCUGACUGGGCCGUCAUCAGCACCGUGCGGCCGCGGGCCCGGCCAUCGGGGCCCCCGAGAGGUGCAGAGCCCGCCUCCUCCCAGGGCCCCUGGGCCUUCUCGGUGAGCCUGGGCGAGCUCAAGUCCAUUCGGCGGUCCAAGCCGGGCCUCAGCUGGGCCUACCUGGUCCUGGUGACCCAGGCCGGAGGCUCCCUGCCCGCCCUGCACUUCCACCGCGGGGGCACCCGGGCCCUGCUGCGCGUGCUCAGCCGCUACCUGCUGCUGGCCAGCUCCCCGCAGGACUCCCGCCUCUACCUCGUCUUCCCCCAUGACUCCUCCGCCCUCUCCAACUCCUUCCACCACCUGCAGCUCUUCGACCAGGACAGCUCCAACGUGGUGUCCCGCUUCCUCCAGGACCCCUACUCCACCACCUUCAGCAGCUUCUCCCGAGUGACCAACUUCUUCCGGGGAGCCCUGCAGCCACACCCCGAGGGGGCCUCCUCCUCAGACCUGCCUGCGCCCCCCGACGACGAGCCAGAGCCCGGGUUCGAGGUCAUCUCCUGUGUGGAACUGGGGCCACGGCCCGCCGUGGAGCGGGCUGCCCCCGUCACUGAGGAGGAGUGGGCCCGCCACGUGGGCCCUGAGGGCCGCCUGCUGCGGGUCCCCGAGCUGAAGAGCCGGAUUUUCUCCGGGGGUCUGAGCCCCGGGCUGCGGCGCGACGCCUGGAAGUUCCUGCUGGGCUACCUCAGCUGGGAGGGCUCCGCCGAGGAGCACAAGGCCCACGUGCGCAAGAAAACGGACGAGUACUUCCGCAUGAAGCUGCAGUGGAAGUCGGUGAGCCCGGAGCAGGAGCGCAGGAACUCCCUCCUGCACGGGUACCGCAGCCUCAUCGAGAGAGACGUGAGCCGCACCGACAGGACCAACAAGUUCUACGAGGGCCCCGAGAACCCGGGGCUGGGCCUGCUCAGCGACAUCCUGCUCACCUACUGCAUGUACCACUUCGACCUGGGCUACGUCCAGGGCAUGAGUGACCUCCUCUCCCCGAUCCUCUAUGUGGUUCAGAACGAGGUGGACGCCUUCUGGUGUUUCUGCGGCUUCAUGGAACUCGUGCAGGGGAACUUUGAAGAGAGUCAGGAGACCAUGAAGCGGCAGCUGGGACAGCUCCUGCUGCUCCUGAGGGUGCUGGACCCGGCGCUCUGCGACUUCCUGGACUCCCAAGACUCGGGCUCUCUCUGCUUCUGCUUCCGGUGGCUGCUCAUCUGGUUCAAGAGAGAGUUCCCCUUCCCGGAUGUCCUCCGCCUGUGGGAGGUGCUGUGGACAGGGCUCCCCGGUCCCAAUCUGCACCUGCUGGUGGCCUGUGCCAUCCUGGACAUGGAGCGGGACACCCUCAUGCUGUCCGGGUUCGGCUCCAAUGAAAUCCUCAAGCACAUCAACGAGCUGACCAUGAAGCUGAGCGUGGAGGACGUGCUGACGCGGGCCGAGGGCCUCUACCGGCAGCUGACCGCCUGCCCCGAGCUGCCCCACAACGUCCAGCAGGUCCUGGGCAUGGUGCCGCCCGCGGAGCCGCGCAGCCCCUCGCCCCCUGCCUCCCCGCUGCCGCUGUCGCCCACCCGGGCGCCGCCCGCGCCGCCGCCGCCGCCGGCAGACGCAGCCCCGCAGCCCGACAGCAGCCUGGAGAUCCUGCCCGAGGACGACGACGACGACGGGGCGGGCUCCUAACCGCGCUGGGCCAGGCCCCAGCCCCGCACAGGCACUUUACCCCGCUGCCCGCCCGCCGCGGAGCCCCGGGAGCGGAGGGACGCGGCUGCCCGCCCGGCCCGGUCCCCGCGCCCUUCUCACGGGCAGGUUCCGGUGAACUGACCGCUCCCGCGUCCGCUGGCCCGCUGCUGGGGGACCCGGCUGGGGCGGGGGUGGUGGUUUGCAGGCCGCUCGGGCCCGUGGGCGGAGCCAAAGCCUUAGCACAUGACCCCGGCCUGGCCAAUGGGCCGCGAGGGGCGGUCCCCGGCGGGCGCAGGCUCCCUCGCUUUUCCUGGGCGAGCGCGCGAUGCUCGGACUGCGGCCUAUGCUGGACGCUUCCCGGACGUGACCGCAGUGGAGGGCCCUGCCUACAGCUGUUGCUUAUGUAACAAAUAAAGUUGCCGCUGUUUAACCAC